Molecule: messenger RNA, 2454 nt
Organism: Symbiodinium pilosum
Lineage: Eukaryota; Dinophyceae; Suessiales; Symbiodiniaceae
Source: the annotation of a GenBank genome assembly
AUGAUCUAUGGAGAGCCGCUCGGCUCGUGGAGGUCUGGCAAGAACAAGUCAAUCACAACUGGCUGGGUCAACCUCGUCGACGAAAAGGACAUCCCCAGGUUGACUCCAUGGGAGUUUCAGCUGGCGCACAUCAUGCGCACGUCCAUGGCGAUGGAGUACGCCGCCAAGAAAAAGAAGGAAGUUCCUGACCUCAAUCUCUAUUACGAGAUGUGCCAGUCCCUGGCAGAUGCCAUUGGUCUGAUCAAGAAGCAGUACGCCUUCGAGUUUCCUCAGACUCCGAUGGAGGAGGUCCUCCCGCUUCAGGAUGCGCUGGCUCUGCAGACCCGAUUCCGCGAGGGCUCCGUGGCAGGGGCCAAGUUUGACCUGCUUUGGUACCUCCAGAACGGUGCUCACUUGCUUGCUGGCAGCGGGUUUGCCAAGAAGCACCGCACAACAGUCUUCAAGCCCUUCAAGAUCCAGGAAUUAAUGAUCGAUGCCAUCCUUCAGCCAGGACCACAGCUUGUCUUCGGCAUUGCGCCCCCCGGUACGGGGAAGACGGCUGUCGUGUCGCACAUCCUGAAUUUGUUCCCCGUGCACACGCUGGUUUUUUGCUGCCCGGCUCUUCCGGUUGUGCUCAGCGUGGGCCGCAUCUCCAACACGCUCGGUAUCCCUUAUGCCUUCUGUAAGGGGAGGCGGAUCACCCCCAGCUACUCGUGCGGCCGCGGCCUGGGUACGCAUGUUGACAUGCCAGCAGAGCCGAACAAGCCUGCGCAAACGGCAGUGGAGUGUCUGAGAUACAUGGUCGUCAAGCUCAACUUGGAGCGCAAGAAAAAGCGGCUGGCAGAGAAAAAGCGAAAGCGCAAUCUUCACGACUUGAAGCGCUUCCCACGUAUCUUCCUGAUGUGCGACUCCGCCAGUGCCUCCUGGGUUUUGAGGCAGCUCGAUCCGAACAGGACCAUCCUUGUGGUCGACGAGCCGCCCAUGGGUAGCGAUGUGUACCCAGAGAACCCUGAGGACAACCCGCUGGCCUGCGCCAUGAUGCAAGCCAUGAUGACGCCGAUGUACAAAACAAUACUCAUGUCGGCCACUCUUCCCAGACCCUCAGCCUUGCCGACGCUCGUCAAUAGUUUCCUCGAUCGCUUCCAUAUCCCUGCAGCCGAGAAGGAUUUGCACGUCAGGGAGUGCAUGAGCACAGAGCUUGACCGUGGAGCUGUGAUGUGUGGUCCAUCCGGGGCUGUGGCCUUCCCCCAUCAGAACGUCUCAGGCUUCGACGAGCUCAAGAAGCUAUGCCUGAGGCUGCCGGCAGACCCACUGGUGUUAAAAGCCUACACAGAACGAGCCCUCGCACGGGCCAUGGAGAAGGUGCAGCGGCUGAAAGCGCUUGUGGGCCAUGUCAAGGCGAUGGACAGCACUCCGGACCUCGAGGACUUGGCCCAACGAGCCUGGCCCGACAACUCCGGAUGCGGAACCACUUGUGGCUGCAGCUCAUCCCUCUCUGCCAGCGCCACCGCUGCCCCAGCGCCCUCCCCCGAGACGCCGCUGGCAGCCCUGAGUUGGCCAAGGACCAACCCAGUCAAGCAGCCCGAGAUCGUGACGGCAGAGGACUUCAUUGAGUCCCUUCGCGGCCGCAACCUCAAAGUCAUUCUUCAAGGUGAGCUCAUCUCCGAAUUUGUUGACCAUCCCAUUGUAUGGCCUUCUGUCAAUGCCAUGGCGGAGAGCUAUCGCCUUGCGCAGGAGAAUCCCGAACUAGGCAGCGCUGUGGGAUUUAGUGGCUACAGGAUGAGCAGGUUCCUUCACAUUUGCGAGUCUGCUGAUGACCUCGUCUUGCAGUCCCAGAUGCAGCGAGAGCUCGGGCGCCGGACAGGAACUUGCUUCCAGCGCUGCGUAGGCCAGGAUGCAUCGAACGCCAUGUGGUCCACGACCUAUGACAUUGACCAGAAGUUCGGCACAAACUACCACAAGCGCUUUCAGGACUUUUUGAAGCUUGCGCAGAGCAAGAAUUGGGUGCUCGGCGGUGCGAUGACUGACGUGAAAGGUGACCGCAGCUUGAAUCCCUCCCAGCAGGAGGACCCGGACCUCUUCGUCCGCGUUGCUGAGCGUAAGCCCAAUGGUGGCAUCGUCUUGCGGGGCUGCAAAGCUCAUCAGACUGGGAACCUCAACUCCCACUGGAUGAUCUUGAUGCCGGGCAGCAAAAUGGAUCCGGCCGACAAGGACUACGCAGUGUCCUGCGCGGUGCCUGUUGAUGCUCCAGGCAUCACCUACGUCUACGGGCGCCAGAGCUGCGACCUGCGUGCGAUGGAGCCGGGGGACAUUGACCAGGGAAACGCCAAGUUUGGUGGGCAGGAGACAAUGACGAUCUUUGAGGAUGUCUACGUGCCACCAGAGUACGUCUUCAUGGAUGGCGAGGUGGACUUCACCCAGAUCUUGGUGGAGCGCUUCACUGCCUACCACCGCCGCCGGGGCCUCGUCUACUAG